CAACUAUAAAAAUGGAAAGCUCCUCUACAAGUUUGGAGAAAAUGGAUUUGGUCAUGGGCAGUUCUCAGAUCCAGCAGGGAUAACCAGUGAUUCGUAUGGAAAUAUAUACAUAGCAGACAGUAGAAAUCACAGAAUACAGGGAACUGGAUAUCUUCCCCAUGUGAUCUGAAGUAUAGAACUGGCAUCAUUUGGAUUAAAGUAUCGGCUGAAGAGAUAAGCAAAUGAUGAAACCUUGUAUGUUAUAUAUAGUCCAGAGACACCAUUUUUUAUAUUAGUUUUUAAAUACUGUACAGGUACAACAUCGAUUUUCUGGACCCUUUGGUUCCAAAGCAUUUCAGGAUUACCAAGUUUUCCUCCAUUAGAGAGCGCCGUAUUUCUUGGGGUUGGAUAAGUGAUGUACGGUUGGGGGUAAAUAAACUGCUGCUGGAAUUUCAAGUUCCUUCUCGUAAAUUUGUAUGGAUUAUAAGUUUCCAGACCAUCAGUGUCCAGAAAAUCAAUGUUGUACCUGUAUAUCGUAUGGGAAUUUAAGAGGAUAACUGGUUUUUUUUUAAUAGAAAUUUAGCAGAUCUGAUCUUUUUGUUCCAUAGUUUGAGUUGUGGAUGUUAAUCCAUGAAAUAAAAAUAAAUAUCAGUUAAUGAUAAAAAAAAAUAUUGUAUGACUAAUGAACAUGAUGACUGUUUAUCAUUGCCCAUUUCCAACAUGCUCCUAUUUAAAAUAAAUAUUCUUGAAAUUAGAUUGACAAAAAAAAAAAAUAGUCACAUUUUCAUUUCUGUUUGUCUGCAUGCAGUGUUUUAAUGUAUACUAUAUGGUACAACAGACUGACUCACAUUACCUCUCUGAAGGCAACUUGUCACAGCCAGCUGAACCGUCUUAAAACCCUUGCUCAUCUUUCAUGGGGAGCUGAUCGUCGAACUCUCCUUCGCCUAUAUUCCACCCUCAUUUUAUCGAAACCUGAUUAUGGUGACCAGAUCUAUUCAGCAGCCUCUCCUGCUACUCUCUCUAGCCUUAACCCCAUUCAUCACCAAGGAUUACGUUUAUGCCUUGGUGCUUUUCGCUCUUCCCUUCCUUUAUGCAGAAGCGAACGUUCCAUCCUUAUCCGAUCGCUGUGAUACCCAUUGCCUUCGCUACUAUGUACGCUCUCAUGAUCUCUGCAAUCCUUCCAUUUAUAGAAUGGUCACUGAUAUUAGUAGACAUUCUUUAUUUGUUCGCUGCCCGUUUACUCCGUCCCUUCUCUCUUCGCCUACAUUCGCUCUUGUCUUCUCUUCAGUUACCACCUUUCUAUGUUCAUGUAGCAUCUCACUUUUCCCUACCCCCCUGGGAAGUUCCAGCUGUUCCGAGUCUGUUCUCUCUCUCCCUUCUCAUUCUCAUGACAUUGCAGUGUACACAGAUGGCUCUAAGUCUUCUGACGGCGUAGGAUUUGCAGCAGUGUUUCUGGACAGUGUCGUACGAGGGCAUUUACUAUCUUCGGUUAGUAUUUUUACUGCUGAAUUGUAUGCCUUUCUUGCAGCGCUUAUCCGUAUUGCAUUUAUGCCUGUGUCAUCAUUUGUGGUUGUCUCAGACUCCCUUAGUGCUUUACAGGCUACACAGAAAUUUGAUGCACCUCACCCCUUAGUCCUCCGUAUCCAACUUUGGCUACGCCGCAUCUUUACCAAGCAUAAAGAUAUUGUUUUUUGUUGGGUCCCUGGUCAUGUUGACGUACAGGGCAAUGUACAGGCAGACACUGCUGCGCGGUCAGCAGUACAUGACCUACCAGUUUCAUGUAGAGGUAUUCCAUUUACGGACUAUUUUGCUGCAAUAGCUACCCACCUUAACACCCGUUGCCAACAAUGUUGGUCUACUAUACUCGGUAACAAACUUCAAUCUGUUAAACCGAGUAUAGGUUACUGGCCGUCUUCUUGUCACCAGUGUCGAGGUUGGGAGACUACUCUCUCCCGUCUUCGCAUUGGCCAUACUCGUCUUAUUCAUGGAUAUCUCGUGGAGAUGCGUCCUGCUCCUCUCUGUGAGACUUGUCAGGCCCCAUUAUCAGUCAGCCACAUUCUGUUGGACUGCCCACUUUCUCAACGAGCACGCAGAAUUUACCUCCGUCGUCGUCUUCGCUCCGCUGCUCUCUUUUUACCUUCCCUUCUCGCUGAUGGACCCACCUUUCAUCCGGACUCUCUCACUGACUUUUUGACAACAACUGACUGACUUAAGAAACUCUGAUGCCUUCAGCCCUUUCUACCGCAAUCUCUUGCUACCCUCUACCCCCGCACUAUCCCCUGCCCCGCUGUUUUCUGUAACCUACUGAUCAUCCCUCCCCCCCCCCUUCUGCCGCCCAAUACCCUCGCUUCCUUCCCUACCCUGCAGCGCUGUAUAGCCCUUGUGGCUUAGUGCUACUUUUUGAUUAUAAUAAUAAUAAUAACAACAGACUGACUUGUAUCCCUGCUUGCUUACCUUGAACAUUUACAGUAAACUCUUUGCUUAACCAAUUAUUAUUAUUAUUAUAAUCAAAAAGAAGCGCUAAGCCACAAGGACUAUACAGCGCUGCAGGGCAGGAAGGAAGCGAGGGCAUCAGGUGGCAAAAGGGAGAUGGAUGAGUAAUAGGUUACGGAUAACAGCGGGGUAGUGGAUGGUGAAAGGGUAAAGGGCAGCAAGAGACUGAACUAGAAAGGGCUGAGGGGAGUGCGAAAAGUAUCAUCAGAGUUUGUGGAGUAAAUCAGUCGUUGUCAAGAAGUCGGUGAGAGAGUCAGGAUUAAAGGAGGGUCCAUCAGCAAGAAGGGAAGGUAAAGAGAG
This is a messenger RNA of Cherax quadricarinatus, 2772 nucleotides long. The record is from RefSeq and is a predicted model, not a curated record. NCBI's taxonomy places the organism in Eukaryota, Metazoa, Arthropoda, Malacostraca, Decapoda, Parastacidae.